Messenger RNA from Toxoplasma gondii ME49, 4952 nucleotides. RefSeq names its product yrdC domain-containing protein. Gene Ontology annotation, biological process: regulation of translational fidelity. NCBI's taxonomy places the organism in Eukaryota, Apicomplexa, Conoidasida, Eucoccidiorida, Sarcocystidae. Bases 295 to 2781 code for a protein of 828 amino acids. The record is from RefSeq and is a predicted model, not a curated record. Gene Ontology annotation, molecular function: double-stranded RNA binding; tRNA binding; nucleotidyltransferase activity. The transcript is spliced from 4 exons. Gene Ontology annotation, cellular component: cytoplasm.
UAAUAGAAGCAUUUUCUUUUAAAGGGUUCUUUUCAUUAGACAAAGGUCCUCUCUGGGAUUUUAAAUCUCUGCACCCGCUUCAGGCUGAUAUCCGGAGCUUGUGUCUCCGAGGUCGCGGUGUCUCGUUUCUUUCUUCCGGUCUCCAACUUUUUUCUUCUGUUGUUCUCCUGCUCUUUCUGUUUUUCUCGCGUCUCGCCGACUCUUCGCUUGUCGUCACUUCUCACUUUUCUCCUUCUGUCUGAACUUCGUCGAACGCUUUUCUCUGUCGAGACACUCGAACGCGGCUCUGCGCGCAUGCGGUUAGCUCUCAGUUUUUGUCAACUUGGCCGUCGUAUUCGCUCCAUUUUAAUCUCAUUUUGUCAUUUCUCUCUCCUCGAAGUUCCAUCAUUUACUCGCCUUCCGCAGGACCCAAUGGCGCGCCACCCGGAGGCUCCGGCGGGAGAGGCCCAGCCGUCCUCGCCUUCGUCUUGCCCUUCACCUCUCCCCUCUUCUUUAGACCAUAUUCUCUUCACUUCUUGUCCUCCAGUUCUCGUUUUUCGCGCUCCACCUCGCGCUUCUUCUUCCGAAGAACAAAAAGCAUUUUCCCAGUCUCUCCUGGACUCGCCCUCGGUUAAACUCCUCCCUUCUGCUCCUUCUCUCCUCCGACUCUUCCACCGCGCCGCUCCUUCUUCUUCUUCUUCUCCUCCAUCUUCCUCUUCUUCCUCCUCUCCAUCUUCCUCUUCUUCCUCCUCUCCAUCUUCCUCUCCAACUUCCUCUCCAUCUUCCUCUUCUUCUUCCUCUCCAUCUUCCCCUUCUUCUUCCUCUCCCUUUGCAACUCUUUCUCAGCUUCGUGAGCUGUCUGUACACCCGCUGUUCGAGGCUCUGGGUGCGUACUUCCGUCGCGGCGGUCUCGUGGCGUUCCCGACAGAGACGGUGUAUGGACUCGGCGCCGCUGCGACUCUUCCUCACGCAUGCAGCCGCGUUUUUCGCUGCAAAAAGCGGCCAGCUUCCGACCCUCUGAUUUGCCAUGUUGUUUCCGUUCAGCAGGCCUUUGAGCAGGUGUACGACCUCGACGAAGGGGAGACCGAGGAGGCCGCGCGAGGGGAGAGCCUCUCGCUGCAAGAAAAGCGCGAUUUGAGAGUGCUGAUUGCGACACUCGCAGACGCCUUCUGGCCAGGACCUCUCUCAAUCGUCGCGAAAGGAAAAAUUCUGGAGGACAGACGCGACGGGAAGGGCGUCGCUCUCGCCGUCACUGCAGGGACGCGGUUCGUCGCGGCGCGGUGUCCGAACCAUCCGUACGCCCUGAGUCUCAUCGCAGCUGCUGGCGUCCCCAUCGUCGCGCCUUCUGCGAACCGCUUCGGAAGGAUAAGCCCAACGCGAGCCUCUCACGUUAUCAACCAGUUCGCGGAUUCUCCCACAGAGGCAAUUUCUUCUCUGUCUUCUCUCUCUUCUCUCUGUUCUUCGUCUCUGGUUUCGGCUGAAGGCGACUGUGCAACGAGAGAGGAAGGCUCUGUCGGGAACGGAGCAGAAACGCGCGACUCGAAGAAGAGGAGAGUGGGAACCGUUGGAGAGAGGAAGUUUCUUACGAAGACAGAGCUUUCAACGCAUCUUGCUGAGCACCCGGACGGCGACGAAAUGGUCCUCCUAGAUGGCGCAGAAGAAGACUGCUGUUGUCUCGGCAUUGAGUCGACUGUGAUCAAAGUUUCUCCUCCAGGUCGCGACUCGAAGGAGAAGGUGUACGACAUCCAGGUUCUGCGGCGCGGCGUGAUAUCGGCAGGCAUGAUUGCGGAGACACUCGAAGCUGUCGCUCGGCGGCCUUGCCCUUCGCUCUCCGCAGCAUCAGGUCUCUCCACUUCUUUCCCUGCGUUCUGUGUGCGGGUCUCUGAGAAACUCCAGUACCACCUGAGUCUGGAGAACCGCCUUUCUCCACUUCCGGCUUCGCCUCUCUCUACGGAUGAAUGUUCAGCCGCGCAGCCGCGCUCAAGCUCCAGAGGCGAAGCGACGCUCGGAGACUGCGGCGUUUCAAGAAGAGCCGCGUCAGAGACCUCUGAGAGAGAGAGCGAAGAGCAGACAACGGAGACGCGGGAACAAACGGAGGGACGUCAACUCCCGACUUCGUCGUUGCAUGCGCUCGAAAAGAGUCUGGCGAAGACUGCGGGGGAUGUCGACACACCCAUGGAGAGUCCGGGGCUUGCCCUCACCCACUACGCGCCCUGUCUCCCAUGCAUGUUGAUCGUUUCGCGCGAGCGCGGAAUGGCGAGCUCGACAGGUGGAGAGCACGAGGGAUGCGGAGAAACCAGCAGGACGCGGGAGGUCGACGAGGUCGACGCGGCGACAGAGACUCCCGUUGGAGGAAUUGACGGCGCCGCGGCCGUCGUGAUCGACGCAGACCGGUCGCUGUACCCUCUGAAAAGACAAUUUCUCAAGUAUAUCUCGAUUGUAUCUCCGGUCGGCGACGGAGGAGGCGAGACGGCAGCAGGAGCCGAGACCGAGGCGGCGAAUGGCGAGUCUCCAGACACCACCGCGCGGGAGGCGGAUGAGGACGAAGAGGAGAGGUGGACGAGGCUCGCGCAGAUCGCCGCAGGGAACGUCUUUGCUGCGCUUCAUGAAGCAGAAGCUGCGGGACUCCAGUUGGGAGCGUCAGCGAUUUUAAUAAACGCCUCACCUCUUUUGAAAGGACGGGAACACGGUCUUGCGGUCUUCGACAGGCUGUUCAGAGCGGCUUCAGGAAAAACUGCGGCAAUGCUGAGCGCUGGAAGCGCCUCGCCUUCUGGAGCUGUGCGAUUCGUUCCUCUUUCUUGAAAGUCCUUCAACGAACCUCUCCUUCGUUCUCGACUAGAGAACGAAGGUUGCAUCUGUCGAAGCGCUUCUCCUUUCUUUUCUCCAGACGUUCUUCCGCCCGGGGAAGAGACCGUCCCCUCGUGGCUGCUGUGUCGCGUGUAUGCUUCUGCAGGCAGUUUCCUUCUUUUUCCGUGCAUGCGCCUCUUUUCGUUUUCCCGGCAGGCGCCGCCUUCGUUUUGGGAGUGUGCGCUUCACUCGAGCUCCUUCACGAGCGCGUCAUUUGCCGUUCUUUCCCCCUUGUUUCGGUUUAGCUCCUUGUCUCCGUCUGGUCUUUGUCUUUGUUUCCUAGUUUCGCUCUCUGUUUCUAUAGUCUCUUUGUGGCUUUGUCUUUGUUCCCGUUUGCUUUGUUGCUUCUUCUUUUCGCUUGCUUUGGCCGUUCUGGCAAGUCGAGGAAAAUGUGUGUUCGUCCUUUUCCAAAGCUCCGUUUUCUCCGUUUUCCAUUCUGCACCGUUUUGACAUUUAUUCAGCUUGACCGUCUUCUGCAGAGUCGUUUCAGACGCUUUAUGAAAGAAGCAGACUUGGCAAUGGCACCGUUGAGGUGUGUCGCUUCUUGGUCUCAUUGGACAAAAAGACAGGAUUUCUUGCGUUCUACCUCUUGGCCGGUGGACAGUUUUUGUCUUUGUGGACCAGCCAGUGAACCGCACAGUGCUCCAGCGCCGGUCUAAGUCUCUAACGUUUCUGGACCUAACUUCUUAGCACCAAUCUACAUUGGAGGUCCGGGAGCCGCCUCCCCAAGACUCAACGCGAUUUCCCGCGAUACGUGAGAGUAGAGACUCCCUGACGUUCCACCGCACCGCACAUUAAAAAAGAAACAUCUCAUUUACAAUCUUCUUGUCUUUGGGGAAGUACAGUUCGAGUGUCGAACUCCCGCUUUCGUCGCUCUUAACGCAGGUGACUACUUCUUACAGGGCGUAUUUGCUAUUCGCUUGUACCCGACAGUAUCGGUUGAGAUUCAUGUAUAUUGACGUUAUGCCAAAGACGAAUCCCAUGUUGUCCGGACUAUUGUUGAAUACAUACAUGGUGUUCGAGUGAUGCAUCGGGUGUCCGCUGUGAAUUCGUUGUCCCGGCUUUCCCUUUGAAUUGCGUUUCCGUUGUGUGUGCCGACCACGGUUAGAUCCUGACUGAGAGUCACUGGGAGAACGAACAGAUGUUUUCUUCCGUCUCCUGCGUGUAGAUCCAUACGGGCAAGCUGAAGAAGGCGCGUUCAUCUGAACCGAUGAGGGCCUGUUGUGUGUUUGUGUCGUUCUUGUCCAAACGCGUGAGAAGCGUUUCCGACGCCUGCUCUUCUCUCUUUCCCUCACUACUUUUCUUUCUCCGGUCUCCCGCGUACUCAAGUUGCCGCGCAGUUGAAAAACGCCUGGCGGUUCAGUCGUGUGUGAAUGGCUGACGAGUUGAAGGGGGCGCGGACACCAGCCAUCGACAUUUUUUUCAGGCCGCAAGCAAGAGAGAACAGAGAAAAGAGGAAAGAGAACGCGGGAACUCGAACACCCAGCAGAAGCACAGGAACAUCACGAGAGCCAGGCAGUGAAAGAAGUCCGUUUCAGAGGUUCUCGCGACCCUGCAAGUACAGGUGCCGGGAUUCCAGUUGCCGUUGUAUCUUUUUUCUUUUUCUCUUGAUGCAUGCUGAAUGUCUACCACCCUUGACUGAUGAAUUAACGGUCUCCUUUACAGACGGCUUCUUGGGCAGGACGGAACAGAUCCAGAGCACUUCACACGAAGCGAUUGGACACUGGCAACGAGACGCCUAAACAGAGUAGAACUCGACUUUCGCGUCUGUGUCCGUUGAACGUUUUUCCGGAUGCUUGGGGGCACAUAUACGAGCAGACAGCGAAGGAGCACAGCGACACAAAACUCCCCUUCCCGGGAACUCCGGUCUGCUCUCUACAAAUCGGGUGUGCGAAACGACACGGUCUUCUCCGGCGGAAAAAUCAGGAGAGAAAAGAAGAAAAUGCGUCGUCUCCGAGGCCACCCAGCCACAAACAUGAAUCGAGCCGUGCAUGCGGGCACAGGCACAUAUAAAAAGACCGGAAAACAUAUACACCAAAGAGUUUAUACAUCCCAGAUACACACGCGCGAUACAUACAUCGCACACAUUUAUGUAAAUAUAUACAUAUAUACAUACAUAUAUACAU